AUGUUUAUUAUUUAUCUAUUCAUCUAUCUAUCUAUCUAUUAUCUAUCACAUCUAUCUAUUUUAUUUGUUUAUCUAUCUAUUCAUCUAUCUAUUAUCUAUCUAUCUAUCUAUCUAUCUUUUUCCCUUUAUCUAUCUAUGUUUAUUAAUAUUCAUUAUUAUCUUUAUCUAUCUACACAUCCAUUAUUAUCUAUCUAUCUAUCUCAUCUAUAUCAUAUCUCUUUUCAUUAUUAUCUAUCUAUCUAUCUUUUUCUUAUCUAUUCAUUCAUCUAUCUAUCAUCUAUUCAUCUAUCUAUCUAUCCAUCUAUCUAUCUAUCUAUUUAUCUAUCCCAGUCAUUCAUCUCUCUAUUAUCUAUCUAUCUAUCUAUCUAUCUAUCUAUCUAUAUUUCUCAUUAUUUCUUAUUUUCAUCUAUCUAUUUAUCUAUGCUUCUUAUGUAUCUGUCUAUUUAUCUAUCUUUUCCUCAUCCAUGGGGGAUCUAUCUAUCUAUCUAUCUAUCAGAGAUUAUCUAUCUAGAAGUUCAUUCAUUGGAUCUAUUCAUCAUAUCUAUCUAUCUAUUCAUUCAUCUCAUCUAUCUAUCUAUCUAUCUAUCUUUUUCCCUUAUCUAUGAUUCAUCUAUCUAUCUAUCUAUCUAUCUAUCAUUAUCUAUCUCUUUUCCUUAUCUAUCUAUCUAUCUAUCUAUUAGUCGUGCGGCCACAUCAAGUUGA
Acanthosepion pharaonis is the source of this 702-nucleotide messenger RNA. NCBI's taxonomy places the organism in Eukaryota, Metazoa, Mollusca, Cephalopoda, Sepiida, Sepiidae. The record is from the annotation of a GenBank genome assembly.